Molecule: messenger RNA, 582 nt
Organism: Oppiella nova
Lineage: Eukaryota; Metazoa; Arthropoda; Arachnida; Sarcoptiformes; Oppiidae
Source: the annotation of a GenBank genome assembly
ACAGAACUGAAGCAACAAUUAGAAGAUCUGAUGGCAGACAUCAAGAGAACCGCUCAAAGGGUGCGAACAAACUUAAAAGCAAUAGAGCAGAACAUAGAGUACUUGGAGAAGACGUCUAAUGCCGGCGCCGACUUCAGGAUCAGAAAAAUACAGCACUCGAUGUUACUCCAGAAGUUCAUCGAAGUGAUGACCGAAUAUAAUACCACACAAACGGACUAUAGGGAGAGGUGUAAAAAUCGGAUUCAAAGGCAACUAGAAAUCACUGGUCGUCAGACAACUGACAAAGAACUGGAGGACAUGUUAGAGAGUGGGAACCUAACCAUCUUUACACAAGGAAUCAUUACAGACACACAACAAGCGAAACAGUCGUUGGCGGACAUCGAGGCCAGACACGCGGACAUCAUUAAACUCGAGAACAGUAUCCGCGAAAUGCACGACAUGUUUAUGGAUAUGGCGCUCCUUAUCGAGAACCAGGGAGAGAUAAUCAACAGAAUCGAGACUCAAGUGAUUCAGUCGAAAGAGUACGUCGAAGACGGCAAGAAGGAGACCGUCAAAGCACUGGCCUAUCAGUCAAAGUCUCGA